Messenger RNA from Lineus longissimus, 6172 nucleotides. RefSeq lists its product as uncharacterized. Gene Ontology annotation, biological process: regulation of transcription by RNA polymerase II. Gene Ontology annotation, cellular component: nucleus. Gene Ontology annotation, molecular function: DNA-binding transcription factor activity, RNA polymerase II-specific; RNA polymerase II transcription regulatory region sequence-specific DNA binding. Bases 437 to 5059 code for a protein of 1540 amino acids. NCBI's taxonomy places the organism in Eukaryota, Metazoa, Nemertea, Pilidiophora, Heteronemertea, Lineidae. The transcript has 2 exons. The record is from RefSeq and is a predicted model, not a curated record.
CAGAUGUCUGAGAAACAAAAGCCCCAAAAUGACGCAAAAUGUCCGAAAUGACCGAAUCAAAUGUACUCACGUUUGGUAGUAUGAAAGCUGAAAGAAGACCUGUCUUCCUGCCAUCCAGUGUCCAAUGCAGAGGCCAAGCCAGAAGAUGAUGUCCAUGAUUUGAAUAAUCAUAGCACUGGUUUUUGAUCCUUUGCUUUGGCUGCCCCAAGCGAAAAACCAUCAUUGAAGUUGUUAUCACACAGAUACUUCAAAGAACAGCUUGUUGCUAUGACUUCAAUCAGACCCGUCAUUUUCUCAAAAUGGAGCAUAGCAGAAACGUGCCAGUUCAAUUGUCUGACUCUCCUUGUUGUAACCCUAAAAAGCACUCAUGAUGUAAAUAGUAUCCCAAGGAUGAGCUGAACAGCUCAGGACAUUUGCGGUGUCUGCCAAAGACACCAUGUCUUCACCUUCAGAUCGAACUGUUGUGGAAAGGUCGCCGUCUGCGAGAUUAUCAGACCGUGGAAGCCCGCUUUCUGAAAGCCAUGACAGCCCUCUGAGUGAACGCUUGGAUACAUUGUCUGGUGAGCGCAGAAGUUUAGUCAGGACUGAAAAACGUGUCAAGGGGCAACAUUCUGCAUCAGUGGUCGUUGGAAGCGUCAGAAUCAAGGCAGAAUUUGACGAUUUCAGUUACGGUGACACUUGCUCUGUUAGUCCUAAAGUGCUUGCUGAGAGGAAGAAAUAUCGCAACGAUGGUACCCCUGAUUCUUUAGCACCUCGUGUGAAAGAAGAGCCUGCGGAAACUGGUGCAUUAUUUGGUGAUGUUGAGCAAAAUGAGGCUGAUCUGCUUUCCCCUAAUACCAGCAGCGCCUAUCACCUUGCACAGCUUGCUGGACAAGAAAGCGUGGGUAACUUUGGUAUGUGGUCGCAUAAAAAGUUUGGCAUUGGUGGUUUUGUGCAGUAUGGGUCUGGUGGCACUCGCAGUAGUUCUCAAAGUGGUUCCCCUGGAUUGCCGAAAUCCUACCACCCAAGAGACCCAUCGGGUUCAGGCAGGAGUGGAGCAAGCAUUGAUGGGUCUCCUGACUCCGGGAAUAGCACAGAAAGUCGAAAAUCUUUCCCAUACAGUUCUCCAAAAUUGGUUGUGAAAUCGGAAAAAUCUCCAUCGCCGAAAUCUGAUCCAGUUACUACCAAGUUGACUCCUGUCCACUCGCCAUUGAGUCCAGAACAGUUGAUGUCGCAUUCCUGGAUCUACAUGAAUCGUUCAAAAUCAUGUAGUCCUGAGGAUCACAGUCCAGCUGAGGUACUGCCACAAAGUUACAGUAGUAAAGGGGAGAGUAGCCUUGGCUUGAGUUCUAAGCAUAGCCAAGAUUUUGAGCUGACCAGUGUCUACCCAUGUAAAUUUUGCCAUGAAGCGUUUUCAUUGUACACUGCUUUGCAAGAGCAUAUAAGAUUAGAACAUUGUGAUGACCCGGUCGUUACAUCCAAGUCUAUGGACUAUGGGAAGAUUCACCACAAAGCAGUACAACAUCACGACACUCGGUCAAGUAGCUCUUAUUCUGAGGGAUCUGACGGGAAGUACACCUGUAAGUUCUGUUCACUUGGGUUUGAGUUUUACACCGUUCUGCAGGAACAUAUUCGAAUUUGCCAUGACGGGGGCCGACGAAGUUCUGUGAACUCAAAUGCAUCGGCAAAAGUACCCAGUAGCACAAGUCCAGUUGUUGUGGAUGGUCCAUCGAAGUAUCCCUGCAAGCAUUGCGACGAAUCCUUCCCGUUGUAUACCGCUUUACAGGAGCACAUCCGGAUCGAGCACGGUGAAAACGCCUAUUGGGGGCGGGCCGCGUACAUGUCAAUGAUGAUCGACGGUCGUGAGGAGUUUCUGGAAGAAAUCAUGAAUUGCUGCGAUUGUCAAUUCUGUCCAGAGAAAUUCACAUCGCCGCUCCUACUUCAGGAGCAUGUAAGAGUUGAACAUGUGCCAAAGUGGGCAGCGCAAAAGAAAGCGAUGUCACAAACUUUGCCCCCAGUCAGUACGAAUAACGAUACAGCACCGGCAUUACCAGUACAUAAUUCACCACCUGUGGAACCACUAAAUCAGGAGGUUGUCAAGAAUUUGUUGAAAAAAUAUGUAUGCGCUGUCUGUGGGAAGGAAUAUUCUAAUAAGAUACGUUACCAGGUUCAUGUAAAAAGCCAUAAGGCACGUGCGGAGGAAAAGGUUGUACCAAAGGUAGAGCCAGUAUCAAAACCUGCAGAGCUCCAAGUUCCCUCACCCCAGUUUCAAACCAAUGCAGGUACGAAGUCGGUCAGUGUUGAAGAUUUGAGAUAUGUGUGCGAGGUGUGCAACGCGAGAUUUCCAUUAUACGUCGUCAUGCAAGAGCACAUUCGAACAGCCCAUGGAGAUAAACCUUUCAAGUGCGAUCUUUGUGAGAAAGAAUUCAUCAAGCGCAAUUAUCUAAUGAAGCAUAUGAAAGCGCACGCCGAGGCCAAAGCGCAGGUUCUCAAGUGCCAUAAGUGCGAUCGUUGCUUCAUGGAUCAGGCACGGUUGCAGGAGCACUCGAAGGAACACACAAACGAGGGCCGCUAUAAAUGUCACGUGUGCGGUUCGUGUUUCACGCACAAGAUGCAUCACGAUCAGCACGUGCGCACUCACAGCGGUGAACGGCCUUACAAAUGUGGCGAGUGUAAUAAAUCAUUCUCGCAGCCUGGGCCGUUUCAUAACCAUCUUCGCUCCCAUGCGCGCUGUGCAUAUUGCAAUCGGACAUUCCUAGAAAAGGCAGCUCUGCUAUUACACCUGAAAACUGAGCACGGUCAGAAAGUCGCUGAGGAUACUGCUCCAAAUUGUACCAGUCCGGUGUCUACUGGAUCAGUUGUUGGAAAUCCUGCACCAAGUUCUUUAUUACCUGUUUCCAUGCGGCUUCCCGAGACUGACUAUGCUGUGCCAUCGCCAAACGAACCUCUCAAUCUUUCAAAGAAUUCUAAAGAGAGCCCCUCGCGGGUCACACCUGUAACUAUACCAACCGGGACCCAUAUGUUGUCUCCUGUUAUGUUCCCCAGCAUGGAACUUUAUGCUGACUUGAUGUCAAGUUUAAGUGCCAAUGCUGCUCUGAGUGUGGCUUCAUCAAACAGUAAUAACAGUGUGAAUGACUCAAGUCGGCCAAACUCGGCAAAGUCUGAUACGGUGUCGGAAAUUCGUUUAAAAUCAGAAGUGCGAGACCACGGACGAAGUCCUUCGCUUGGGACUGAACGCGAGGUUGCGAAAUUAAUAAAAGAUAAUUCAAAAAUGCCGAGUCAUGUUCUAGAGCGGACUUUAGAUGGCGUUAGAGACCGCAGUGACUUGAAUGGUUCUGAUCGGAUCCACCAUGGUCCUCUAUCCGUUGACUUCCUCAGCACCUCUUCCGGAUUUUCUUCCCCGAAUUCGAAAUCGUCUGAAACUAAACUUUCUAAGUCUUCUCUUCUUGCUACUUCUAGUCUUAAAUGCGACUUGUUUGAGGCUCACGGUGCAAAAGCUCGCGAGUCAAUGGACAAACAUUGGUGUAGAUCACCGCAAUUUGAAAAUAUGUUUGCAAAAACGUUGCAGCCAGAACAUGUCAUGUACAGUGCAAUGAUGCACCCGGAGUUGUUUCGAAGUUCAUCGAGUCCGUUAACAGAUCCCCUCGGUCAUUGGCCGCCUUCAGCUGGUGUCAAACGGAGGUACUCGAAAGAGAAAGCAGAUGAGAUGUCCCGGUCACCGCCAUCUUCUAAACUAAUGAAGUUUGAAACUCAGCAUGACCUCGAUAUCGGUGUUGAUUCAGAUAGUGAGGAGAAUCGGGAUAUCGCAACCAAUGGGAAUGAGAAUGGUGGCAGUAGGGACAAGGUUGAGAAAAAUGACGGUGUUGUGAAAAAUGAUUCAGUGAAUGUCGUUGAAAAUUCAAAGGACGACUCUGAUUUGGUCGACUGUCUAUCUUACGUCUGUUGCGUUUGUACUGAAGUUUUUCUGACAGAGUCGAUGCUGGACAUGCAUGAUUGUCGAGGCAAUUGCCUUGCAAACAAUGCACAGGAAGUAUGCGGUAAGAAUGACACUGGGCAUCAAUCCGACUAUUACGAUGAUGAAAUAUCGGAAACCAGUCAAGAAACGCUUUCAACAAAGACACCGACAUACCGCUGUAGUUCUUGUUCAAAAAUAUUUUGGGAGAGGUCUUUUUUGCUGGAGCAUUUGGAAAUUCAUGAGAAACUCGCAAAGUCGAGUGACAUCAAUAUCAAAAGAGGGCAGCAUUUCAGUUGUGAAUUAUGCGAAAAUUCGUUUGCGUCCUCGCGUCAGUUGUUUCACCAUUUACGCCAUCACAACGGUUUACACCAACACGUCUGCCCCAUUUGUGGCCGCAUGUUUCUCAUACAGCGCCACCUAACCGUGCAUAUUUCAACACAUGGUGAAUAUACGCAUUCAGGUCGAGAAUCUGGGGGUGGUAUUUGUCAUCGGACGUCACUUUUGCAGCGGGUGAACCGCCAUAGCGAUAACCCUCACGCUUGUACCUAUAUGUCAUGUGGCCUUUCUUUCGCAACAAUUGAACAGUUGCAGCACCAUGUGAAAAAUCAUGAAACCAAGGGCAAAAAGACGGACGAACUGUUUCGACUAAAUCAUCAUGUGUUGUACCAGAAUCCGGCCAAAACCCGGACUGAGAGACCAUUUCAAUGUGCCAAGUGUCAUGAACGGUUCAUCGUUGUCGCAACGCUUGUCGAUCAUGUCGAGAACAAUUUGUGCAAGGCGUCAUCUUGUGCCGUUUGCCAGAAAGCUUUUCCGAAGAAAAGCCAGUUAAAGUGCCAUUUAAAGACUCAUCAGAGAUUGGGUGAGAGCGGGAAAGAUAUUGCAGGACUAUCGGAGGGUGGGAGUGGGAAAGAAAUUAAGGACCUGAGACAUUUCUCUGCAAACGACAGUUCUGAAAAUAUGAGCUUCACAGAUAGCUGUGAUACAUCCGACACUCGUGAGCUGACGCCAGAGAAUGUAACUUCCAUGACAAUGAAGAGAUGUGCUGUGUCCCUGAAAGGGGGAGCUGCUGUGGCAGCCGCUGAAGGCCGGUUCCAAGCCAAGAGAGAGCAGGUGGCAUCUGAGUAAUGGAAAUUGAUUAGAACCAUGUUUGGGUACAUCUUCAUCAAAGAAAUGGCCUCUGUCGGCCUUCACCAAUUUUCCACCUCAAACGCUGUACCCAAUCGAAUGACCCAAUGGGUCUAGAAUGGGGAGAGAUUUCUGGUAACAGUAGAUCUGCCUGGUCAUUUGCGACUGGUGACAUUGAGGGAAAUAGUGUUAGGGAACAUUCGGCAAAGGUUGAAAAAAUCAGUAAAAUAUUGUUGGCUAGUUUUCUGAAACCAGUUGGCCCAGUUCUUGUCCGUUACAAUAUCCAAUCAAUUUCCAAUCAGGAGAGUGAAAUGAUUGCCAGUAAUAUUAAUCAUUGAUAAUAAUCAUUAAUCAGCGUCAAUUAAGCUUUUUAAAGCUAUGAUAUAAAUUCAGUGUUGUGUUUGCGAUUGUUGAGAUUUUCGAUGAAUCUUUUGAUGAUUAGGUUGUCCAUUUUGCAUUUAUAACCCAGAGUAUCGUAUUCCUCAUACAUAUUUAUCAGUGCGGAGGACGGGGCCAUUUUCAAGGGAAGCGUCUGCUCUGAGUUUCUGCCUUCCAACUUUUCAAAAACACACUUGCAAAUCCACUUUUAACAAAGUUUUUGGGUAGCACAGGCUUUAAUACUGGUUGGGUACAACUGCAGAUGUAUUUCAAGACAAAUGUUGGUCGCACCUAAAACCAAGCCGACAUUGUUUGGUGUGAGAUUGAGUCCAACCUUUUUCAACUGAACUGUUAUAAAAAUUGACUCGGUUGUUGCUGCUCCAGUUAAAAUGGCCCUCGGCUCCCCUGGCACUGGCUGCUUAAAGAAGAGACAAUCACCGUUGAUGUUUGUUAGGUUAUAAUGUACUUGUACAGUUGUGAUCAUUGUCGUGAGAUUCUCGCCUUGGGUUGUACGGUUUUAUGGUGGUACUGUCAAUGUAACUCAGGACAGUGGGAGGGAAAGAGAUUGAUAGAACAGCAUGACUGUAGUGUUCUUGUGCAUGGAAUGCAUACAGGAUGCUGUUGAAUGUAAUGAAGGCAGCCCCUCCAAAUCUUGCUUAACUUCAAAUUCACAAAAAACGGCUUUCUCUUGUUUGAAAAUAAAAUUGCUCAAAUUGUUCGUUUGACAUUUGCGGC